Blumeria graminis f. sp. triticale is the source of this 1053-nucleotide messenger RNA. The record is from the annotation of a GenBank genome assembly. NCBI's taxonomy places the organism in Eukaryota, Fungi, Ascomycota, Leotiomycetes, Helotiales, Erysiphaceae.
AUGAAUUCUUACCUUGGAGCAAGAUGCCCGAUCCGAACCGCUCCGAUAAAAUGGCAACGGUCUUACGCGUCUCAGGCUGCUCGUGCAAUGGCACCGCGCCACCUACUCUCGAUAGCUGAUCUCAGCGCAUUGGAGCUCCACAAACUCGUUGAAAAUGCAUCGGCAUGGAAGACGGCGGCAAAGUGUGGCCUCACGGCGCGGGAGAAAGCAAGCGGACUCGCGAGCCAAACAAUAGCCAUGAUUUUUUCCAAGCGCAGCACGCGCACACGAGUUUCUACGGAGGCCGCCGUUACCAUGCUUGGCGGGCAUCCCAUGUUUCUUGGCUCCGGUGACAUCCAAUUGGGAGUGAAUGAAUCACGACGCGACAGCGCAAUUGUCAUCUCGUCCAUGACAGCCGGAAUUGUCGCGCGAGUCGGAGGCCACUCCGAGGUUGUCGAUCUCGCCAAGUUUUCGUCUGUUCCCGUGAUAAACGCUCUCUCGAAAGAUUUUCACCCCAUGCAGACCAUUGCCGACAUCCUCACCAUAAAGGAAGCAUUCGUAGGGCGACAAGCUGCACUCCAUGGUUUGAAGCUAGCAUGGGUUGGUGAUGCCAGUAACGUACUCUUCGACCUUGCCAUCGGUGCCAUGAAACUCGGCAUCAAUCUUUCGGUCGCCACUCCACCUGGCUACGGCAUCCCUACCGCUAUACAGAAUCUCAUCGAGUCUGCAAACACAAGCGGCGCCUCCUUCAGCAUGACAAACGUGCCACAAGAGGCUAUGAAGGACGCCGACGUCAUCGUGACCGACACUUGGAUCUCAAUGGGACAAGAGGUAGAAGCUGCCGAGAGACGCAAAGCGUUUGCCGGCUAUCAAAUCACCGAAAAUCUUGCCAAACAAUCCGGUGCUAAACCUGACUGGAAAUUCAUGCACUGCUUGCCGCGCCACGAAGAUGAAGUAGACGACAAUGUGUUCUAUGGCCCAAGAAGUCUCGUAUUUCCCGAAGCAGAGAAUCGGCUAUGGAGUGCUGUGAGUGUGCUCGAGAGCUUUGUCGUCAACCGGGGAUCCAUCGUCUAA